AUGGCCGACCUUUCCUUAAGCGGCGACGACGGAUAUGGGUCCGGAGAACAGAACAAGGCGAUGCUGGGUAAAAUUACAAAACCCGUGGAGGCCUACCCGGCUGCAUCCCAGGAUCUCCUCUUGGGUCUCCCGCUUGAUAUCCUAAUUAAUAUCGUGGAUCUGAUGGCAGAUGACCGCGCGACUCUUGCUGCCCUGGCUUUGGUUAACAGCGAUUGCAGACAGCUAGCUCUUUGCUACCAGUUUGCCGAGGUCUGCUUUAAAUACGAGGCCGACAAAUGUGACCCGCUUGGACGGUCAGGUCAACUUCUUCAUCGGCUCUUAGAGGAGACCCGCAUCCGGCGCGGUAGCAGCGACAUCCCAAGCGAUACUACCCGCCGAUUUUUUGUUGGGCCUUGCAUGCGCAGAGUGACAAUACACCAACGCAUAGAGUGUCUCUCACUGUAUGACCACCGUUACAACCCAAACGAUGCUCUAGCCCAACCUACAGCCGUAACUCGCUCUGCCAGGCGGCUUUACCAACCCACUGACGCCGCCAGCAAGUACAUUACGACGUUCCGCGCCCCUCUCUUGACCGUCCUGAAAGAGGCAAUGCCAAAUCUCGAGUCACUUUCUUGGAUGCGUGGCACGUGCCUUGGCAUCCCCUUCUCCCUUGAAACCAUUACCCAUCUACCCAUACGACGUCUCGAGAUGUCUGUGGCGGCCAAUAUGGGGGAACCAACCACCUUCGAAGCGCCCACGGCUCCGGUAGCGCCUUCAUGA
Chaetomium globosum CBS 148.51 is the source of this 759-nucleotide messenger RNA. RefSeq lists its product as uncharacterized. The transcript has a single exon. The record is from RefSeq and is a predicted model, not a curated record. NCBI's taxonomy places the organism in Eukaryota, Fungi, Ascomycota, Sordariomycetes, Sordariales, Chaetomiaceae. Bases 1 to 759 code for a protein of 252 amino acids.